AAGAUAUCCAGUUCAUAAAAUGGAGACAAACCUAGAUACAUCUGAAUCUGAGGAGUACGAGGAUGACUUGCUUAAAUUGGAGCAGGGUGACAUCCUGUGCUCUAGCACUAACGAUUACAUAGUGCAGGAAUUGUUGGGCAGCGGCUCCUUUGGAAACGUUGUGAAGGGUGUUAUAAGAGCAACCAACGAAAAUGUGGCAAUCAAAAUCUUGAAGGACCACCCACGUGUUGUUAAAUAUGCUAAGGCUGAGGUGGAAAUCCUCUCCCAGCUGAACAAGGAAAACCCAGACAAAUUUAACGUUGUUAAGCACUAUGAGUAUUUCCAACACAACGAUAACAUCUGCCUUGUGUUCGAGAUGUUAGAUAUCAGCCUAUACGACUUUAUUAAGAAACGCAACAAUAGGCCGCUUCCUGUGAGACACAUACGCCCUAUUGUGCAGCAGGUGGGCAAUGCACUGGAUAAACUAAAGAGUCUACAGAUAAUUCAUACCGACUUGAAGCCAGAGAAUAUCAUGUUGGUAAACACGUCCAAGUACCCAUUCAAGAUCAAGGUCAUAGACUUUGGUUGUGCCAUCCAUACAUCCAAGGUUCGAGUUCCAAGUUACAUACAAACAAGAUACUAUAGGUCCCCAGAAAUAAUAUUAGCAUUACCGUUCUCGGAGGCUAUCGACAUGUGGUCUGUGGGGUGUAUCAUGGCAGAGCUUUUUACAGGAUAUCCAUUGUAUCCUGGAUCAUCUGAGUAUGAUCAGAUCCGCUACAUCACUGAGACCCAGGGUUUGCCCCCUGAUAACAUGCUCAAUUUGGGAGCAAAGACCGAGGAUUACUUUAGAAACGACAGCGAAUGUGAGGUUUUAUUAUGGAGUUUAAAGAGUGAAAACCACUACGAAUAUGAGACUGGUAUUAGUCCAGUGGAAACAAGGAGAUAUGUCUUCAGCUCUCUUGAUGAUAUGAGGAAGGUACUUUUACCAUUAAAGUUGGUGAGCAGUGACACGCUGGUGGAGAUGGGAGACGUAUGGCAGUUUAUUGAUCUGCUGAAGGAAAUGCUUACUAUGGACCCAGACAAGAGAAUAACUCCGAUAGGCCUUCUCAGCCAUCCCUUCAUAACCAUGGCACAUCUCCAGCACUUUGCACGGAGUUCAUACGUAAAUCAUUGCUUCCAGGCCAUGGAGAUAAACAAAGAACAGGAGGUGUGUCCCGAGUCAGAGUCAUCGAAUGAAGAGGAAAAAGAGAAGGAUUACAACGAGAGACUUCUGGAACUUCAAUGUGCAGCUGAAGAUGUAAUGGUUUCUCCAGCUUGUGGGAUGGGGAUCAUUAUUCAUAACUCUAAUUAUAACGUGAACACAGACAGAGAACAGGAGGUGUGGCCUGAUCCUCCAGAAAUGGAGACAGAGUCAUCGAAUGAAGAGGAAAAAGAGAAGGAUUACAACGGGAGACUUCUGGAACUUCAAUGUGCAGCUGAAGAUGUAAUGGUUUCUCCAGCUUGUGGGAUGGGGAUCAUUAUUCAUAACUCUAAUUAUAACGUGAACACAGACAUAGAACAGGUGUGUUUCGAGUCUCCAGAAAUGGAGACAGAGUCAUCGAAUGAAGAGGAAAAAGAGAAGGAUUACAACGGGAGACUUCUGGAACUUCAAUGUGCAGCUGAAGAUGUAAUGGUUUCUCCAGCUCGUGGGAUGGGGAUCAUUAUUCAUAACUCUAAUUAUGACGUGAACACAGACAUAGAACAGGUGUGUUUCGAGUCUCCAGAAAUGGAGACAGAGUCAUCGAAUGAAGAGGAAAAAGAGAAGGAUUACAACGGGAGACUUCUGGAACUUCAAUGUGCAGCUGAAGAUGUAAUGGUUUCUCCAGCUUGUGGGAUGGGGAUCAUUAUUCAUAACUCUAAUUAUAACGUGAACACAGACAUAGAACAGGUGUGUUUCGAGUCUCCAGAAAUGGAGACAGAGUUAUCGAAUGAAGAGGAAAAAGAGAAGGAUUACAACGGGAGACUUCUGGAACUUGAGGUGUGUCCCGAGUCAGAGUCAUCGAAUGAAGAGGAAAAAGAGAAGGAUUACAACGAGAGACUUCUGGAACUUCAAUGUGCAGCUGAAGAUGUAAUGGUUUCUCCAGCUUGUGGGAUGGGGAUCAUUAUUCAUAACUCUAAUUAUAACGUGAACACAGACAUAGAACAGGAGGUGUGUCACGAGUCUCCAGAAAUUGAGACAGAGUCAUCGAAUGAAGAGGACAAGAAGGAACAGCUGAUAGAAGAAGAUUCUGGGAAGAAAGAAAAGGAAAAAAAGAAUGAUCGCAGCGAGAGACAUCUGGAACUUCAUACAUAUUCUAUCGCACUUGCAAAGCAAAUAGCUAGCCAAACUGAGGCUGAGCCCCUGGGAGCAUGUGAGAGUUCCCCAUCAGCACAGAUCGAGAUCCAAGACCAGCAUGCUCAAGAAGGACCUUUACUGGAAGAGUCAAGCGAAGCAGAAGAGAGCUGUGAAGUAGUUGCGGAGGAUAUGGAACCUGACACCCAGGAAAGACCACCUCAGUGCGGGAAGGAUACAUCGGAUGAAAACGAAAUCGAAAUCCUGAGUGAGUUUGAUGAAGGCGACAAAGUAGAGGAGGAGAAAAAAAAGAAAAAGAGGGGAUCCCGCAUGAGACGGUUGCUACGAGCCUUGUGCUGCUGCUUCCACAGAAAACCAAAGAAAUUGAAGGUGAACACACCUGAGACCUCAGAUGUCAUCAUAUAUCAAGUCCAUGGACUUUGCAAUUCGAGCAGAGAAAGCAGCACAGAGAGCGAAGCCGCAGCUUCCACCCACUCCUCCCUGCCAUCAGAGCGCAGUGCAGGUAUGCUGCGGAAAUGGAAAUGUGUCAACGACCUGUCUAAAAUAGGAAUGUGAAAACAAAAAACCUCUUCAUAAACAUCAAUAAAAUAUCAAGGCAUUCCAUCAAUAAGAAUCAAGAAUGUGGAAAACC
This is a messenger RNA of Pelobates fuscus (common spadefoot toad), 2942 nucleotides long. RefSeq lists its product as uncharacterized. Lineage: Eukaryota; Metazoa; Chordata; Amphibia; Anura; Pelobatidae. The coding region runs from base 20 to 2866 and encodes 948 amino acids. The record is from RefSeq and is a predicted model, not a curated record. The transcript has 21 exons. Gene Ontology annotation, cellular component: cytoplasm; nucleus. Gene Ontology annotation, molecular function: protein serine/threonine kinase activity; protein tyrosine kinase activity; ATP binding. Gene Ontology annotation, biological process: peptidyl-threonine phosphorylation; peptidyl-serine phosphorylation.